UUGACACAGGAAGAAUAUGAAUAUAUUACAUAUUGUAGCGGAAGUUGAGACGGAUCCAUGUGUGGUACAAACACCACUUUAAUAUCCAAGCAAAGGUAUCCAAAAUGUUAGAGAAAGGUCGAGUCGGUAAGGAAAAUCAAGUAACCAGAAAAUAGAGUCAGCGAGGCAAACAAAUCAAAAGGGCAAAUCCAAAAACAGCAGAAAUCCAGUAAGCAAAGAACACAAAGGCAAAAUGGAAGCAGAGAUACAAGGCUUGGUACGUAGAUAAAACAAUACUUCGCGAAGCUGUGUUUGUCGUGAGCGUGUUUAUAUGUCCAUAAUUCCGGAAGUGAACCUCUGUGACCCAGAUGUUUAGUAGUCAGGUGAGAGUUCCCUCCGCUGGGCAGGAGAAGGUGUUGUGACACAUGUCCAUACAGCCAUGUCCUGGCAAAACCGUCACAAAACAAAACCUUAUCAUUUUAAAUACAGUACUAGAAAAUGCAAAGGCUAUUCUGUACAAGCAAAUGCUCCUUUCAGUUAACUUGAUAAUAACCUGCUAGUAGUUAUGGUAUUUAUUGUUUUCUGUGAGGCUUUUUAAAUAUCACCAGUUUUGCUUAGGCAUGUGUUGGACUAUUGAUCAGAAGCUUGUGAGGUUGAUCCCCAGGUCCACCAAGCUGCCACUGCUGGGCCCAUGAGCAAGGCUCUUAACUCUCAGUUGUAUAAAAAAUAAGCUGUUGGCCUCCUGGUGCAAUGACAGGAUCCAGCGCUCUCUUUGCUGUGGCCCGGGUUCAAUUCCUGGGCAGGGAGCUAACCCAGCCACUGAAGAGUUCACUCUCAGUGCCGGUCCCAAGCCCGGGUUAAAUGGGAGGGUUGCAUCAGGAAGGGCAUCCGGCGUAAAACCUGUGUCAAAUCAAAACCAAAUGAUCCGUUGGGGAGACCCCAAAUGGGGAGCAGCUGAAAGAGCAACAACAUAAACUGUAAGUUGCUCUGGAAAAAUGUUGUAAAUGUAAAUUUUGAUAUAAGCAACAUACUGCACACUUUAAUACAUGAUUACAUAGUCUGUUUUGCAUCUUUCUGCUUCAAAUACCUGUUUCUGUUGUGGUCUACAGUAGAGUGGUGCAGAGCAAAGAGAUUUUCUGUGUUUAAAUCCUCAUAAUUAUAUCAUAUGGUGUCAGGAAAACGUUUUAAGGAUUACACUUUGAUUAGUUCAGGUUAAAAUAUAACCACCAGUUAAUCUUGCCACGGUCAGGUUUAUGAGACUACACCAGAUGCAAGCGCAGAUUAAGUUUUUUACUGCUCUAAGUUUAUUACUGCACUGGUGUACUAUUAUGCUGGCAGUAUGGAAAUCUUCUUUUCACAUUUUCCAUCAGUAUAUACAAAUUCUAAAAAAUCAGUAUAAUAUCAAAUUCUUAAAGCCCUGAGUGUCUACUUUCAUUUAAUCCAUUAACCACCACUCUGUUUUGUGACAUGACAAAGAAAUUCGUUGCUGAACACGGACACAACACAUCAGAAGCAAAUUCUAUUUUUUUUUUUGGCCUCUGGAAAAAAGAGUUAACCAAGAGUUCACCACAUAUAUUUUUGUGAGAAUUUACAAUUAUUCUAAGCACUACAUUCUUAUUAGUAAUAUUUCCUGAAAGGCAAGUAAGCGUUUUUCCAUUUUUCUAACAGACUGAAACAUUUACAAUCAGUCUUUACUGAGUUUUCACUCUUUUUGGCUCAUCAUGAAAGGUGCCAAUAAUUCUGGAACUGACCGCAUUAAGGACUGGAUCACAAAUUUUACUUUCUGUUUCAUGACAUAUGGUUUUGUCAUCAGCUGUUUUAUUUGACCUUUGACCAUGAAUCACACAAUCCUUGUGAUCCAAACCCUCAUCUAAGCCCUGCCAGCCCAUGUGUUUACACAGUAGUGUUUACAGAGUAAACAGAAGGGCUAUGUCUCUGUACAGGAGGGGAAAGCGAACAUGACAAUGGUAGCAAUUGGUACAAUUACAGCGGUCAGUCAUCUGGUUACAGCACUUCUAUUACUUGUUUCAUUCACACUCUGAACAAAAUGGCAAAUCCAUGGCAGCCUGCGGAGGUCAACUUUCAGACACGGUGGAAUUUACGCCGGGCAAAGGAAUGCUUCAUCAGAGGGCAGCAUGUGAGUUUACAAAGGCUGAAAGAGCGAAGAUCUCGCAAUAAAAUGGCAGAGUAUUUACUAAAUGAGAUCCCACCCUACCCAACUCCAGCUGAAUUUUGGGUUUCAGAAGUAACCCAUGUUACUGAAGAGUCAGGAUUUGAGGGGAUCCUGGAGUCAGAGCAGUUCAGUCCUAUAGCAGGAGAGUUCUCAUGGUGGGGCCUUAAAAUUAAUGAAGAUGAGAUAAAAGCAGCAGAGAAACGCUACAUGGAGACUAAUUUCCCAAAUGAAGCACAAGAUCUGAAUGAGCAAAGGCCAUUUCUGGAGAAGUUCACCACAUCACCUCCGUUCCAACUAGAGGUAUCCCGCUAUGGCAAUUAUCGCUUCUCGUUUCCCCUCACUGAUCUGAUGCAGUGGUACAAAGAACAGAACUGUGGAGGAGAAGACCCGGUUCUCAGGGUGUACGAGACCGUCACCUACAGACAGGAGAUUAUGUACACCGUUCUGAUUCACAGUCCUGAGGAUAACCAGCGUUUUGGAGAAUAUCCGCUUCUUGAGGCGAGUGAGUGGGUUCAGUAUCAGGAUGGGAAGAUCAUCUGGAAAGCACAAGCCAUUUGUGAAACCCACCGGUAUCAGUUCAUUUCAGGAGAAGUACAAAGGCUGAAUCCUUAUCUGUAUUAUGUCUGGGAUCAUGUUAGUUUAGUCUUUCACUUACCAAAACCUAAAGCCAUGAAAAUCUCUAUAGAACGCCUUAUAGAAGCUCUCGAGGUGUGUAAACUUGAUGAGAUAGAUCUCUCGAGGUACGAAGGUCCUAAAAACAAAGAGGAACGCUUCCAGGAAGCUGAUAUGAAACCCUGACCCAUCGAGGCAUGGACUCCACUAGAUCCCUGAAGGUGUUCUGUGGUAUCUGGCACCAAGAUGUUAGCAGCAGAUCCUUUAAGUCCUGUAAGUCAUGAGGUGAGGCCUUUAUGGAUUUGUCCAUGUUUGUCCACCACAUCCCACAGAUGCUCGAUUGGAUUGAGAUCUGGGGAAUUUGGAGGCCAAGUCAACACCUCAAACUGGUUGUUGUGCUCAUCUAACCAUUCCUGAACCAUUUUUGCUUUGUGGCACGGCGCAUUAUCCUGCUGAAAGAGGCCACAGCCAUCAGGGAAUACUGUUUCCAUGAAAGGGCCAGCUUUUACUCCCCACAUGCAUCAAUGAGCCUUGACCACCCAUGACCCUGUCUCCGGUUCACCACUGUUCCUUCUUUGGACCACUUUUGAUAGAUACUGACCACUGCAGACCGGGAACACCCCACAAGAGCUGCCGUUUUGGAGAUGCUCUGAUCCAGUGGUCUAGCCAUCACAAUUUGGUCCUUCAUCAAACUCGCUCAAAUCCUUACUCUUGCCCAUUUUUCCCGCUUCUAACAUCAACUUUGAGGACAAAAUGUUGACUUGCUGCCUAAUAUAUCCCACCCACUAACAGGCGCUAUUCAGGUAGAAUAUAUAAAUACAGUAUGUUAUAAUAUUGUUAUAAUGUGCAUUCAUUCAGUCAGUUUUGUUAUUACCACUACACAGAGCAUAGAAUAAUAUCCUGUUUAUUCCUGAAAUAAAGAAAAUUAACAAACACCACAAAGAGCAGUCCUUCACAAAAAAAAAAGAAUACACAGACCUGCUGUAAACUAACAAGCAGCACAAUGAAAAUCACCCGAAUGUGCUUCUCUCCGAAAACUCAGCACAUGACAUCAUCAAUAAGCAAUAUAAAAACAUCAGAUUAUUUACUAAUGGCAGUGGCACCUUUCAGAAAGAUGAUACGCCCUGUGAGGUUGGCAAAAAACUGACACGCCAACACCUAGUCACCAGAAAUCGCCAGCUCUGGUCUCUUGUCACUGUGACUUGCUGUAUGUGUGAACAGAGCAUUAGCAGUGCCUGGAAAUACUCAAUUUUACUGAAGACUGUGUAAAAAAAAAUCUCCAAACAUAUGUUUACCCAUAAUCAUUUGGACAUGUAAAUGUAACCUGAAUAGAAAUUAUACUGAAUCCACACAAAAUUAUCUGAACCUGUGCAUUUAAGUGGUGUCUGAAUGAGUGCCUUCCCCUUAAAUUCCAUAGCUCUAUAUGUAAUUUCCUGUGUUGGCUCCAUCUCUUCCUUUUCCAUCAUGCCAUCAUAUGAGAAAGGACAGAGCACGUGAUAUAAAGGCAGUGUUGGUAUAACAGACAUCAUUCACCUGAUUAAUCCAUUCUCCUGACCGUCUGAUCCACACUCUGAAAAAUGGCAUUUUUCAAUCCACAGCAACCUAAAGAGGGGAACUUCAUCGAAGGGGAGCAUUUGAAUAUUCUGGGACUGAGAGAGCAAAAGAAAGCUCACGAUCCCAUGUGGAGGUACAUAAGAAAGGAGAUCCCACCCUACCCAAGUCCAGUUGAAUUUUGGGUUUCAGAAGUACUGAGGAGACUGGAGACUUGAACUGAGGGUUCAAGGGGAUACUGAAGUCCGAGCAGUUCAAUCCUCCUAACAGUGCGAUCUCAUGGUGGGACUUAAAAAUUAAUAAAGAUGAGAUAAAAGCAGCAGAGAAAUGCUACAUGGAGAGAAAUUUCCCAAAGAUGGCACAAGAGCUGAAUGAAACGUUUCUGGAGAUGUUCACCACAUCACCUCUCUUCAAACUAGAGGAAUCCCGCUACGGCAAUUAUCGCUUCACGUUUCCCUUCACUGAUCUGAUGCAGUGGUACAAAGAACAGAACUGUGGAGGAGAAGACCCGGUUCUCAGGGUGUACAGAACCAUCACCUUCAAACAGGAGAUUGUGUACACCGUGCUGAUUCACAGUCCUGAGAAUAACGAGCGUUUUGGAGAAUAUCCACUUCUUGAGGCGAGUGAGUGGGUUCAGUAUCAGGAUGGGAAGAUCAUCUGGAAAGCACAAGCCAUUUGUGAAACCCACCGGUAUCAGUUUAUUUCAGGAGAAGUACAAUGGCUGUAUCCUCAUGAGUUUUAUGUCUGGGAUCAGGUCAGUUUAGUCUUUCACUUGCCAAAAUCUAAAGCCCUGAAAAUCCCCAGAGAACGGCUUAUAGAAGCUCUCGAGGCCUGUGAAAUUGCCGACAUAGAUCUCUCAGAGUACCAAGGUUCUAAAUCCACACAGGAACGCUACAUGGAAGCAAAGGAGGAAGUCAGAAAAUUGAAAAUAGAGCUGAAAGAGGAGGAGGAAGAAGAAAAGGAUGAAGAUCUAGAGGAUGAAGAUGAAGCAAAACCAUGAAAUGUAUUCAUGGGUGAUAUUUUGUAGAACUGAUCACCCUACAAUAUCAAAUGAUCUAAAUUCUAUAAACUGUUAAACUAUUCUGAUCAUUUUAUUUCUUAUCUCUUAAAAAUGAUUUCUUAUUCUCAUGAUUUUUAAUUUCUCUGAUUAGUUAUCUUCAUGUUAAAGUUUCUUCUUGACGGUGUAAUCUAUGUAAUCUUAAUCAGUGCAGGAGAACAAUAAAAAAAAAGUUCUUUUAGAUCAUAAGC
This is a messenger RNA of Hemibagrus wyckioides, 5563 nucleotides long. RefSeq lists its product as uncharacterized. Lineage: Eukaryota; Metazoa; Chordata; Actinopteri; Siluriformes; Bagridae. The transcript has 5 exons. Bases 2027 to 2950 code for a protein of 307 amino acids. The record is from RefSeq and is a predicted model, not a curated record.